Messenger RNA from Aspergillus heteromorphus CBS 117.55, 234 nucleotides. RefSeq lists its product as uncharacterized. NCBI's taxonomy places the organism in Eukaryota, Fungi, Ascomycota, Eurotiomycetes, Eurotiales, Aspergillaceae. The coding region runs from base 1 to 234 and encodes 77 amino acids. The transcript has 3 exons. The record is from RefSeq and is a predicted model, not a curated record.
AUGAACGCCAUGCUCACCCUCACCCUCUAUAUCCUCGCCUUCUGUCUACCCGCCUUCUCCAUUCCUUUGAGGGAGAUCCUUCUCACCAAGUCAACCUCCUGCCAGGUCUACGGGGGAAAUGGAAUUGCGAAUCUCACAUGUCGCAAUACGUGCAUCGAACAGGGCGAUGGGUGGACAGGGGGGUUUUGUGACGAUAAGCAAAUCUGCCACUGCACGUUCGGUGUCUCGGGGUAG